Perca flavescens (yellow perch) is the source of this 910-nucleotide messenger RNA. Its product is annotated as regulator of G-protein signaling 8. The transcript has 4 exons. The coding region runs from base 78 to 602 and encodes 174 amino acids. The record is from RefSeq and is a predicted model, not a curated record. NCBI's taxonomy places the organism in Eukaryota, Metazoa, Chordata, Actinopteri, Perciformes, Percidae.
GUUUUAAACUGAACACAGAGAUAUACAGUGAGAAGAAAACAUUAAGUAUUGUAUUUUUUUCCAGGAGGAUCAGUACCAUGAAGACGAGACUAGGCUGCCUGUCCAACAAAUCGGACUCCUACAGUGACUUCUCCGAGUUCCUGCCUCCUGCCCACGAAACUACUGCCAGGUGUCUGAAAGUAUCAACGGAUGAGGUUGUUCGAUGGUCAGAAUCGUUUCAUCAUCUCCUCUCUCACAAAUAUGGCCUGGCUGCCUUUCGGACAUAUCUCAAAUCGGAGUUCAGUGACGAGAAUAUCGAGUUUUGGAUGGCCUGCGAGGAGUACAAAAAAAUCAAAAGCUCAACCAAGCUUGUGUCAAAAGCAAACAAAAUCUUUCAGGAGUUCAUUGAUAUUCAGGCGCCCAGAGAGGUAAACAUUGACUACCGUACCAGGGAAAAGACCAAGCAGAGUCUGGAGGAUCCGUCCCCAACAAGCCUCAACGAAGUCCAAGCUAAAGUCUACGGCCUCAUGGAGAAAGACUCGUACCCACGAUUCCUCAGGUCCCAGAUGUACCAGGAUAUAGUCAAAAGGGCGCAAGCACAAGGCCAGCGGAGGUCUGUUUGACUGAAUUUGAUGAAGACCACAGUCGACACAAAACUGGACCUACACUGUAAAUCACUCACUAACCCUUUGACAUCAUCUCUAAAUACUGUGAAAUGAAUCUGCAAGAAUGGUGCGACAUGCUUGACUGUUUCCUUUUGUCUACACCAGCUCCAUGCAUGCAAUCCCUGUAGAAAAGAUGUGUCUUGGUGGACUGCACUGUAAAGUAUAAAGGAGGAGAUUUGAUGAGGAUAAGCUAAUUGUUUUAACUCUACUCAGUGCUGGGCGAUGUGUUUAAAAAUAUUAUCACAAUAAAGAAUUACCAUAUCGUG